AUGGCGGAGAGGUCAGGGUACGAGAUAGUGGUGUUGUUUACGUUUGUCGUGUGUGGAACUUGGCUGGUGUUUUAUUCUCAGUUUAAGGUUCUGCCGGAGCCCCUCAGUGCCGAGGAAGCCGGCGAAACGGGCUUCUCUGAGGUGGCGGCCAUGAACCAUGUUAAGGCGUUGAGUCAACUCGGCCCCCACCCCCUCGGUUCCACUGCUCUUGACACUGCCCUGCAGUAUGUGUUGCAAGUUGCAGAGGGUAUUAAGGAGGAGGCGUUCGGGGAUGUUAAUGUGGAUGUUGAAGUCUUUCAUGCGAACUCCGGCGUUAAUACUCUUGUCGGCGGUUUAUAUUUCGGGAAAACCCCAGUUUAUUCGGAUCUGAAGCAUGUUGUGAUGAGACUGUCACCGAAAUCUACGGCUGAUAAGUUAAGAGAGGGGGAAGACGAGGAAGAUGCUAUUCUUGUUUCUGCCCACGUGGAUACGGUUUUCGCAGCGGAGGGAGCUGGGGAUGAUAGUUCUAAUGUUGCUGUUAUGUUGGAGGUUGCUCGUGGGCUUUCUAAGCAGGCCACUGGGUUCAAGAAUAAUUCUGUCAUCUUUCUUUUUAAUACUGGGGAGGAAGAAGGCUUGAAUGGUGCUCAUAGCUUUGUAACUCAGCACCCUUGGAUUAAUACUGUCAGAGUGGCUAUUGACUUGGAAGCCAUGGGUAUUGGUGGGAAGUCAGGAAUAUUUCAGGCUGGUCCUGAUCCAUGGGCUAUUCAGAACUUUGCAAAAGUGGCAAAAUACCCAUCCGGCCAAGUUGUUUCACAGGACUUGUUUUCUUCUGGGGUCAUAAAAUCUUCAACUGAUUUUCAAGUGUAUAAAGAGGUUGCUGGUCUUUCAGGCCUUGACUUUGCAUUUACAGACCAUACAGCCGUCUACCACACUAAGAAUGACAAGGUUGCUCUUUUGAAACCGGGUUCUCUUCAACACCUUGGUGAAAAUCUGCUUCCAUUUCUGCUCCAGGCUGCAUCAUCAUCUGAUCUUCCAACACCCAACAAGACUCUAUCCACUGGAAAAUCUGAGGAUGAGGAUACAGUUGUAUACUUUGACAUAUUGGGAAGAUACAUGGUUGUAUACCCACGGAGUUUUGCUGACAUGUUCCACAAGGCAGUGAUAAUACUAUCCCUUUUGAUAUCGAUUGCAUCGCUGUAUAUGGGAGGGCUUUCAGCUCUAAUUUCACUGGUAUUUUCAGCUUUAAGUAUUGUACUCAUGUGGAUAGGCUCUGUGAGUCUCUCCGUCCUCGUGGCCUAUGUCCUUCCAAGUGUGUCAUCAACUCCAGUUCCCUUCGUUGCAAGUCCAUGGCUGGCAAUCGGCUUGUUUGCAGCCCCUGCUCUUCUAGGGGCUUUCGUUGGUCAACACGUGGUUUAUCUCUUUCUCCACAAGUUCUUGUCAUACACAUUCUCGGAGAGAAAAAGAAGUUUUAUUCUUUUUGUCCAAGACGACGAGGAUGUGAGUGAGUGUGAGUUAGAGGCUGAAAGAUGGAUGUUUAAAGCUGGUCUGUUGCAGUGGCUGCUUGUCUUGGCUGUGGGAACUUAUCUCAAGAUUGGCUCUUCUUAUUUGGCCUUGGUUUGGCUUGUCUCACCUGCACUUGCCUAUGUCUUACUUGAAGCACCAGCACAAUCAACCAAACCACUAGACCCAUUAACAUCACUGAUAGGACUGACAGUGCCAUUGGCAAUUUCUUCUGGUGUGUUUGUUAUGCUGGUGAAUACACUUAUCGGAUAUUUAGUUCGGUUUGUAAGUAAUCCUGGAGAGCAGGCAGACUGGAUACCCACUGCAAUUGUUGCAGUACUUAUUGCAGCUAUAGUGUGCUUGACAAUGGCUUAUGUUCUACCAUAUAUUCACAAUUCAGGUGCAAAAUCUCCAUUUGUAAUCACUACCUGUGUGUUGUUUGUCGUCUCGCUUGGCAUGGUGGCAAUGCAAAUGGUUCCGGCCUUUGUGGACGACACUGCAAGAGCUGUAAAUAUUGUGCAAGUUGUGGAUCAUACAGGAAACUCUUCGGUGGUUUCGCACAUCUCUCUAUUCUCGACGACUCCUGGAAACUUGGAUGUAGAGGCUGAAAAGCUUGGAGGAUUUGUGUGUGGUAGAGACAAGGCUUUCGAUUUCGUGACAUUCUCUGUCAAGUACAGUUGCUGGACAGAGCCUACUGCUAAACUUGGCUGGAAGGAAUCCCGGAUUCCUGCGCUUCGUGUUGGCAGAGAUAUGGAGGGCGAUACCCGAGCUACUUUGAUCCAUAUCGACACUGCAUAUUCGACUCGCUGGAGCCUGGGCAUUAACACCAAUGAAAUUAAAGACUUCGAGCUGAAAGAUGAAUCUGGAGUGCUGGUUUCAGUUGGGGGAGAGAAGAAUGGUGUGGAUGGUUGGCAUGUCCUGAGAUUUGCAGGAGGGAAGAAUUCCCCGACCGAGUUCAACUUAACUCUUCAAUGGCACAAAAACAGUUCUGGGAAAAGAAUCAUGGAGGGAUCUGAAGGUGAAAAUUUGUUGUUGAAAUUGAGAGCAGAUGUAAACACAAAGACUCCAGAAAUGGUUGCAGUACUGGAGAAGUUGCUUUCUUGGUGUUCUCAGUAUGGGAAGUCAUCUUCACCCUUUACCUUGGCUUACUUGGAUGCUAUUUCUGUUGAUUCAAAGCCUUCUUUGAGAAUGGGCAGUUCAGUUUCUGUGGCAAGUGAGUAAAUGUAAGAGCAACACCUUGUGAGUUGUAAUAAAUUUUGUAUCACAAAUAAUGGACCGGAUCAGAAAAACUCGUAAAGACAUUGUAAUUUAGUGG
Molecule: messenger RNA, 2794 nt
Organism: Ipomoea nil (Japanese morning glory)
Lineage: Eukaryota; Viridiplantae; Streptophyta; Magnoliopsida; Solanales; Convolvulaceae
Product: endoplasmic reticulum metallopeptidase 1-like
Exons: 13
Coding region: 1-2700 (899 amino acids)
Biological process (GO): proteolysis
Molecular function (GO): metalloexopeptidase activity
Source: RefSeq, a predicted model, not a curated record